AUGUCGACCUCGACCUCGGCCCCGACCCCGUCCUCGUCCUCGGCGACGCCGCCGACGCCCAUCAUUGUGUGGUGCCACCCGCGCUCGUGCUCGACGGCCUUUGAGCGCGCCCUCAUGCAGCGCUCCGACACCCACGUCUUCCACGAGCCCCUGGGCGACCCCUUCUACUACUCGCAGUCGCGCGCCUGCAACCGCUACGACGACGACACCUGCAGGGCCACCGAGCACUGGAACACGACCCUCGAGAGCGUCACCCGCUCCCUCCUCGUCGCCUCGCCCGACGCCGCAACCCGCCCCGAGUCGCUGGCCCCCAACAAGCAGUGGCCCCCCAAGUACGUCUUCAUCAAGGACAUGGCCCAGUACAUCUUCCCCGCCGACCGCCUGCGCCGCCUCCACCCAGAGUCCAAGGUCUACCCGGCCACCAAGUCCAACUCGGUCCCCUCGACCCCCCAGCUCCACCAGUCGGGCGACUACGACCCGCUCGAGAACCCCACGGUGCUGCCCACCUGGCUCCUCCGCCGCUUCAAGCAUACCUUCCUCAUCCGCACCCCGGAAAAGUCGGUCCCGUCGUACUGGAAGUGCGUCGAGGAAAAGGCGGCCGGCUUCGAGUACUUUGACGGCGCAGAGGCGGGCUACGCCGAGCUGCGCAUCCUCUACGACUGGCUCGCCAACCCCAAGUCGACCUUCAACACCUACUCGGCCUCGCCCGACGACGAGUCGAGCAGGCCGGGAACGCUGCAGCACCAGCCGCUGCCCCCGCCCCUCAUCGACGCAAAGGUCCUCCUCGCCCACCCUGAACACACCGUCUCGCAGUACUGCCACGCCGUCGGCAUCCCCUUUGACAGGCAGAUGCUCAGCUGGGAGUCGGGGCCCGUCGAGGAGUGGAAAAAGUGGGGCACCUACCACAAGGGCGCCGAAAACUCGACGGGAUUCCAGAACCAGGCCCCGGAACCGGCGCAGCAAAACGGCGGCGACAAGAAAAAGCCGCUGCCGAGAGACGUCGAGCAGACCAUCGAGGCGUGCAUGGCCGACUACCAGUACCUCGCCGAGCGGACGACGAUCAAGGAGCCCUAG
This is a messenger RNA of Pseudozyma flocculosa PF-1, 1074 nucleotides long. RefSeq lists its product as uncharacterized. The record is from RefSeq and is a predicted model, not a curated record. The transcript has a single exon. Bases 1 to 1074 code for a protein of 357 amino acids. Lineage: Eukaryota; Fungi; Basidiomycota; Ustilaginomycetes; Ustilaginales; Ustilaginaceae.